AUGGAAGGAUCUCACAUGGGCUUGCUCUUAUUCUGUUUCAUGGUUUUUGCCUAUGCUUCUGCUUCGUCCAGAAACUUGCCCAUCAUACCCUUUGAUGAAGGAUACGCGCCCUUGUUUGGAGACAGUAACUUGGUCAUCCAUAGGGAUGGCAAAUCGGUUCAUCUUUCACUGGAUGAGAGAACAGGUUCAGGAUUUGUUUCGCAUGAUCUUUACCUUUACGGGUAUUUUAGCGCUUCUAUUAAGUUGCCUGCUGAUUACACUGCUGGAGUUGUGGUUGCCUUCUAUAUGUCAAAUGGUGACAUGUUCCAGAAUAACCAUGAUGAAAUCGACUUUGAGUUUUUGGGAAACAUUAGAGGCAAAGACUGGAGGAUUCAGACCAAUGUUUAUGCCAAUGGUAGCACCAAUAUUGGCAGAGAGGAAAGAUAUGGUCUCUGGUUUGAUCCUGCAGAUGAUCUCCAUCAGUACAGUAUUGUCUGGACUGAAUCUCAGAUCACAUUUUAUGUAGAUAAUGUUCCGAUUAGAGAGGUGACAAGAACAGAAUCUAUGGGAGGAGAUUUUCCCUCAAAGCCAAUGACAUUGUAUGCAACAAUAUGGGAUGCAUCUGAUUGGGCCACCAAUGGAGGGAAGUACAGGGUUAACUACAAGUAUGCACCUUAUGUUGCCGAAUUCUCUGACCUUGUACUGCAUGGCUGUGCAGUAGAUCCAAUUGAACAGGUGGCCAAGUGUGACAAUGAUCAAAGUUCGGAAGUCAUUCCUUUUGGUGUUACACCAGCACAAAGAAUAAAAAUGGAGAAUUUCAGAAAGAAGCACAUGACUUACUCUUACUGCUACGACAAACUCAGAUACAAAGCCCCUCUAUCAGAGUGUGUCAUCAGUUCUCAAGAAGCUGAGAGGCUAAGAAAGUUUGAUCCAGUCACUUUUGGUAGUGGUCGGCACCACCAUGGAAAACGACACCGCCACACCACAAGAAGCCAGACAGAAGCAGCUUCAUCGUUUUAA
Molecule: messenger RNA, 999 nt
Organism: Sphenostylis stenocarpa
Lineage: Eukaryota; Viridiplantae; Streptophyta; Magnoliopsida; Fabales; Fabaceae
Source: the annotation of a GenBank genome assembly